Messenger RNA from Phlebotomus argentipes, 863 nucleotides. It is a transcript of the gene Coq7, whose product is annotated as 5-demethoxyubiquinone hydroxylase, mitochondrial. The coding region runs from base 259 to 822 and encodes 187 amino acids. NCBI's taxonomy places the organism in Eukaryota, Metazoa, Arthropoda, Insecta, Diptera, Psychodidae. The record is from RefSeq and is a predicted model, not a curated record. Gene Ontology annotation, biological process: regulation of gene expression; regulation of reactive oxygen species metabolic process; ubiquinone biosynthetic process. Gene Ontology annotation, cellular component: mitochondrial inner membrane; nucleus. Gene Ontology annotation, molecular function: 3-demethoxyubiquinol 3-hydroxylase activity. The transcript is spliced from 3 exons.
UGCAUGGCAAUUCAUUGAAGACUUCUAAAUUGAAAACACCCCAAACACAAUAAAAGAGCUUUAUUUUCGUACAUUUUCUCUCAAAAUACUAGUGAUUAGCUAAUAACAGUGAACAAAACAUCAAGAUAAAGUACUUCUACACUGCCUGUGUACGAGUACGUCAGCUAAUCGACCAAGAACGCAGAGAAAUCACCCAGAAAGCACAACUUAACCUCACUUGCGGAUAUCAUCUUUGAAUAAGUGUUCCAGUGCCUAAAAAUGGCGAGAGUGGUUCUAGUGUCGAGAAGGAUGCUCCACAAGAGGCCAACCGCUUUGGUUGACGAGAUCAUUCGCGUGGAUCACGCUGGUGAGCUGGGAGCUGAUCGCAUUUAUGCAGGACAGAUGGCAGUGUUGGGGCAUACUAAAGUGGGACCGACGAUUCAGCACAUGUGGGAUCAGGAGAAGGAGCACAGACGCCGCUUCGAGAUGCUGAUAAACAAGCACCGCGUGCGUCCCACAGUCAUGACGCCCUUCUGGAACGUGGCGGGCUUCGCUCUGGGCGCCGGAACUGCCCUGUUAGGCGAGAAAGCCGCCAUGGCGUGCACUGUGGCUGUGGAGACAGUAAUCGUGGAUCACUACAAUGAUCAGCUGCGGCAGCUGAUGGCGGAUCCGAAGGUGGACCAAGAGCUGCUGGCCACAAUCACGCAAUUCCGCGAUGAAGAGCAGGAGCACCACGACACAGGCAUCGAUCAUGGUGCCGAGCAGGCGCCGUUCUACCGCGCCCUGACCGAGGUGAUAAAAGUGGGCUGCAAGGCAGCAAUCGCCAUCUCCAAGAAGGUCUAGAGAUGGUUGUGAUAUCGGCGAAAUAGAUGGCUUUAGAGAGA